This is a messenger RNA of Mauremys reevesii (Reeves's turtle), 1209 nucleotides long. RefSeq names its product quinoid dihydropteridine reductase (gene QDPR). Gene Ontology annotation, biological process: tetrahydrobiopterin biosynthetic process; L-phenylalanine catabolic process. Gene Ontology annotation, molecular function: NADH binding; 6,7-dihydropteridine reductase activity; NADPH binding. The record is from RefSeq and is a predicted model, not a curated record. The coding region runs from base 211 to 936 and encodes 241 amino acids. NCBI's taxonomy places the organism in Eukaryota, Metazoa, Chordata, Testudines, Geoemydidae. The transcript has 7 exons. Gene Ontology annotation, cellular component: cytoplasm.
CUUGUCCCGGGGGAACUGGUGCAGCGCCACCCGCAGCUGCUCAGCCAGCCUAGAUGGCGGUGGUGAGCGCUGAAGCGGGAAGUGAAAGGGACCUUCUGCCGCUGGGCGGCCCUGCGGGGAGGCGGAGCUGCUGGGCGGGGCGGGCUCCCAAGCCCCCGGCAGCGGCAGGCUCAGAAGGCGAGAGGGAGCCAGGCGGGCAGCGGACGGAGCAUGGCAGCGGCAGCGGAGGCGCACAGGGUGCUGGUGUAUGGAGGCAGAGGGGCCCUGGGAGCCAAAUGCGUGCAGCAUUUCAGAGCCAAGCACUGGUGGGUUGCCAGCAUUGACCUAGCAGAAAAUGAAGAAGCUAAUGCCAAUGUUGUUGUGAAAAUGACCGACUCCUUCACUGAGCAAGCAGAUCAGGUGACAGCAGAUGUUGAAAAACUUCUGGGUGCACAGAAGGUGGAUGCUAUCCUGUGUGUAGCUGGAGGAUGGGCAGGUGGCAGUGCAAAAGCUAAAUCUUUAUACAAAAAUUCUGACCUGAUGUGGAAACAGAGUGUUUGGACGUCAACUAUUUCCAGUCACUUAGCCACAAAACAUCUGAAAGAAGGAGGCUUGUUGACUCUGACUGGAGCAAAAGCUGCUUUGGCUGGAACUCCAGGGAUGAUUGGUUAUGGCAUGGCAAAAGGAGCAGUACAUCAGCUUUGUCAGAGUCUAGCUGGUGCAAACAGUGGCUUGCCAUCUGGGUCUGCUGCUCUUGCUGUUCUACCGGUUACCUUGGAUACACCAAUGAACAGGAAAUCAAUGCCUGACGCAGAUUUCAGCUCCUGGACACCCCUAGAAUUCCUUGCUGAAACCUUUUAUGACUGGAUCACAGGGAAGAACAGACCAAGCUCAGGCAGCCUAAUCCAGGUGGUAACCACAGGAGGGAAGACAGAACUAGCUGCUGCACAUCUUUGAGACUGAUCAGUGUGAUUGUGAAAACACAGCAAAUGAGAAGGUUGUAACAUUCUAGUCAAGUUUGGGUGGUCUUCUGUAUCCAGUGAUUCUAUUAUCUUGUUUGUGAAACAAGAUGUUGACUAAUGUUUCUCUGUUCUUAGAUGCAAGCUACAUUCCUUUAUCAAAAGGUAUCCGUUGUCUUCGAUACAUAUAUCAAGGCUAUAGAUUUUAAAAUCUGCAAAUGUCCUAAUCUUGAGCAUUCUCUAUGGGGUUACCUCUGUUCUUUAAAAUAAG